Messenger RNA from Chiloscyllium plagiosum (whitespotted bambooshark), 3226 nucleotides. RefSeq names its product programmed cell death 6 interacting protein (gene pdcd6ip). Gene Ontology annotation, cellular component: endosome. The record is from RefSeq and is a predicted model, not a curated record. Gene Ontology annotation, biological process: mitotic cytokinesis. Gene Ontology annotation, molecular function: protein binding. NCBI's taxonomy places the organism in Eukaryota, Metazoa, Chordata, Chondrichthyes, Orectolobiformes, Hemiscylliidae.
GGAGCUGACAUCAUUCCGGAAGUGAUUCGGGGGACGACGUCGAAGCCAGAGCUCGCGAGCGGUCUCACCUUCCAACAGUUUCGGGGACGAUGGCGACUACUUUCGUCUCGGUGCCUUUGAAGAAAUCAUCCGAAGUGGACCUUGCGAAGCCACUCUCCAAGUUCAUCCAGAGCACUUACCCGAGUGGGGAAUCACAGGCCGAGUACGUCAAGGCGGCCGAAGAGCUGAACAGCCUGCGGAAAAGUGCCGUUUGCAGGGCCCUCGACAAACACGACAGUUCUCUGGAAAUUUUGUUGAGAUAUUAUGAUCAACUGUGUGCCAUUGAGCCCAAGUUUCCAUUCUCAGAAAAUCAGCUUUGUUUAACGUUCACCUGGAAAGAUGCAUUCGAUAAAGGGUCGCUAUUUGGAGGAUCUGUUAAACUUUCCUUUGCGAGUUUGGGAUUUGAAAAGACCUGUAUUUUGUUCAACAUUGGAGCUCUUGCCAGCCAAAUUGCAUCAGAACAGAAUCUUGAAAAUGAUGAAGGGUUGAAAGCAGCAGCUAAGUAUUACCAGCUUGCCAGUGGAGUUUUCCAGCACAUCAAGGAUACUGUACUAUCAACAAUGAAUCGAGAGCUCACAAUGGAUACCUCUCCAGAUACAGUUGGGACCCUCAGCCUGAUCAUGUUGGCUCAAGCACAGGAGGUAUUUUUCCUUAAAGCAGCAGCUGAUAAAAUGAAAGAUGCAAUUAUCGCUAAACUUGCCAAUCAAGCUGCUGAUUACUAUGGAGAUGCCUUCAAACAGUGCCAGUUUAAGGAAAAUUUGCCCAAGUAUUUUUAUUUCCAGGAGGUGCUACCUGUUCUUGCUGCAAAACAUUGCAUGAUGCAGGCCAAUGCAGAAUAUCAUCAAUCUGUUCUUGCUAAACAACAGAAGAAGUUUGGUGAGGAAAUUUCCAGAUUACAGCACGCAUCUGACUUAGUGAAGACGGUUGGCUCUCGGUAUGAUGAGUAUAUCAACGUGAAGGACCUGUCAGACAAAAUUGCUCGUGCAUUAACUGCCGCAAAAAAGGACAAUGACUUCAUUUAUCAUGACCGUGUUCCAGAUGUGAAAGACUUGGACCCUAUUGGAAAAGCCACGUUGGUGAAGCCUACUCCUGUCAGUGUCCCCAUGAGUCAGAAAUUCACUGAUCUCUUUGUGAAGAUGGUUCCUUUGGCAGUGCAGCAAUCUCUGAGCAUAUACAAUCAGCGAAGGGCUGACUUAGUGAAUAGACUGAUUGCACAAAUGAGAGAAUCUACAAAUCUAGCCAACGGUGUGCUGGCCUCCCUAAAUCUGCCAGCUGCCAUAGAGGAUGUUUCUGGGGACGACAUUCCUCAGUCUAUCUUGGACAAGUCCAAAGCAGUCAUUCAGCAAGGUGGCCUACAGACUAUAGAUCAACUUAUCAGAGAUCUUCCAGGACUUCUACAAAGAAACAAAGAAAUUCUUGAUGAGGCAAUGAGAAUACUUGAUCAAGAGGAAGUCACAGAUAAUGAACUGAAAGCAAAAUUCAAAGAACGUUGGCAACGAACACCUUCAAAUGAAUUGUACAAACCCCUAAGAGCAGAGGGAGCCAAUUUGAGAGCUACUCUGGACCGAGCUGCCCAAGCAGAUAAAGUAGUCAAAGAACGUUAUGCAACUAACAGUGAAAUAAUUGCUUUGCUUUGCAAACCUGAAGCCGAGCUGAAUGCAGCUAUACCUUCUGGCAAUCCUACCAAAUCUCUUCAAGGCAGUGAGGUUAUUAUGCUGCUGAAAACACUUCUUGCUUCUUUGAAUGAAAUCAAGAAGGAGAGAGAAACUUUUGAGAAUGAUAUCAAGUCAGUGCAGUUUGACAUGACAAGUAAGUUUCUGACAGCACUGGCUCAAGAUGGUGCCAUAAAUGAAGAAGCUAUCUCAGUGUCUGAACUUGAUCAAAUUUAUGGAAGUCACACUCAGAGGGUGCAGCAAAAUCUGAAAAAGCAGGAGGAGUUGCUUGCUAAUAUUCAGGCUGCUCAUGAGGAAUUUUCAAAGUCAAAACAAUCAAACACAGAUGCUAAUCAGAGGGAGGAAAUACUCAAGAAGUUAGCAGCGGGCCAUGAUCAGUUUGUUGAACUUGUUGGUAACUUGAAAGAAGGAACACAGUUUUACAAUGGAAUCACUGAACAUCUCCUGAAAUUCCAAACAAAAUGUACUGAUAUUGUGUUUGCUCGUAAAACUGAGAGAGAUGAACUUUUGAAGGAUUUACAACAGAGCAUAGCUAGAGAACCCAGCGCUCCUAAUAUUCCAGCGGUACCUGCAUAUCAAAUUGCUGCUUCUGUUGGAGGAACCACACCAGCUGUUCCAACUCCUGCACCCAGAACUGUAUUUCCAUCCAAACCUGAACCUCCUGAACCUGACGCAUCUUCAUCCACUGGUGGUUGUGAAAAUCAACCUAAACCUCAACCUCCUGCACGGCCCCCACCUCCAUCUAUUGGAUCCAAUGUUGCAACUCCUACAACCACAAACACCCCUGCUGUUCCUGCUCCAGUUGCUUCUGUUGGGGGCGCUGGUGUGCUAACACAAGCCCAGGGACCUCCGUAUCCUACAUACCAAGGAUUUCCUGGGUACUACCCAAUUCCUAUGUCAAUGGCGUAUAACCAAUAUGCUUAUGGUCAGUACAGCAUGCCAUACAUGUACCAGCCUCCUGGGCAGCCACCUUUCCAAAACCCUCAGCCACCUCAACAGCCAGGAUACCCUUACCCUCCGCAGCAAUUCUACCAGCAAUAAGACACAUUGUGUGUUUAAGAUUCUUACGUUGUGGUUAAUUUUUAAAUUACCUCAUAUACUUUAUCUACUGCAUACUCUGAAAUAUUAUUGAGCUAAAUGCUAUUAAGAUGUACUGUUAAAAAUCUUAAGAUUGCACUAAAUGUAACUUUUCAGAAUGGCAAACACUAGGAUUAAUUUAGCAAAUCUGAUUUUUUUUUUGCAUAAACAAAUUUAGUACAAACUGCUUAUGUGAAAUAUCUUGUUUAGUUGUUUUUUCCUAAACCAGUUUUGGAAAUGGGGUCUGAAAUGUUGCACAAAUAUAAAACAGAUUGUGUUUGUAGAGCCGACUUUGAGUAAUACUUCAUGGUCAUAUUUGCUUAUACUAUCUCUGUCUCUAGUUUUGUUAUUUCCUACAUACUGUUUUGUUUAAUCAGGGCCUUGUAAAUCUUAUGGUAAAUUAAGGUAUAAUUACAUUAAAAAAAUCAAGACUGAAA